Molecule: messenger RNA, 3510 nt
Organism: Lachancea sp. 'fantastica'
Lineage: Eukaryota; Fungi; Ascomycota; Saccharomycetes; Saccharomycetales; Saccharomycetaceae
Source: the annotation of a GenBank genome assembly
AUGGCCACUACCGGAUCCGAGGUGGUUGUCCCGACCGAACGAGACCAAGUAGCGAUUGUGGACGGUGUGGACAAGUUAGCUCCUCCACAGGCGAAACAGGAGCAAGUAAGCAAAGAUGUGCCCGAAGACGAAGUAAAGAACGUGAACGCCUCUGAGGUUGACCGUGAGGCGGUGGACGCCUCUUACGUGGGGUGGAAACAGAUUGGAGGCUGGGAAGAAAAGGACGAAUUGACGGUGGAGGACGAAUUGCUGGAUUUGAAUAACGAAACUUUCUUGGAUAAUGUGAUCCCUGAUAAGCUAUACGGGGAUUGGUACCAUGCUGCAGCGGUGUUUUUCGUUGGGGGCACGCUCUCGUUUCUGGUCGGGAAACUUGGGUUUUCGCUGGGUCCAGUUUUUUUCAUCGUCUUGGCCAUGGGUAUGCUGUAUCGAACAUCGAUCAGACGUUACAGAGGGGCAAUCCGGGACCAGGUACAGAAAGAGUUCACCGUGCAGAAGGUGGAGGGCGACCACGAGUCGAUGGAGUGGCUCAACAGCUUUUUGGACAAGUAUUGGACCCGUUUGGAACCAGAGCUCUCGCAAAUGGUGGUUCAGCAGGUCAAUGAGAUCUUGGCAACCAACCCAAGCAUUCCUGGAUUCAUCAAGGCGUUGUGGAUCGAUCAGUUCACGCUGGGCGUCAAACCUCCCAGAAUUGACCUGGUCAAGACCUACCAGAACACCGACACAGACGUGGUUGUGAUGGACUGGGGCGUUUCUUUCACGCCUCACGAUCUUGCAGACCUAAACUCGAAGCAGUUGAAAAACUACGUGAAUCAGAGAGUCACUGUCAAAGCCAAAGCAUUUGGUCUUCCACUUUCCGUCACUGUCUCGGAUAUAGCGUUUAAAUCGAAGCUCAAAGUUAGGUUCAAGCUCAUGACUCCAUUUCCUCACAUUGAAACGGUCAACAUUCAACUUUUGGAAGUUCCCGAUGUCGACUUUGUUGCCAGAUUGCUUGGUGAUAGCAUUUUCAACUGGGAAGUCCUCAAUAUUCCUGGACUGUACCCUCUCAUCAGGGAGAUGGCGAAGAAAUACAUGGCUCCUGUGCUCAUGCCACCAUUUUCUUUGCAAUUGAACGUCCCACAAUUGAUGUCUAGCUCUCCAGUGUCCAUCGGUGUCCUAGAGUUGAGUGUCAAAGAUGCCGUCGAUAUCAAGCGCGCUCGCAAUAUUCUCAACAAAUCCGUGGAUCCAUAUCUAUCCUUUGAAUUGAAUGGCGUGUCUGUUGGUAAAACUAGAACUGUUCGGGACUCUUUGAACCCCGUGUGGAAUGAAACCUCGUUUUUGUUGAUCAACUCGUUCACCGAGCCGCUGACCAUUGUACUUUACGACAGGCGUGAAAAGGUUAAGGAUAAAGUGUUGGGGAGAAUAGUGUACAACCUGAGUACGCUUCACGACGAAAGAAAUCAAUACAACCUGAAACCCACAUUCCUGAGAAACUCGAAACCUGUAGGAGAACUCCACUUCAGCAUGAAAUUUCAUCCUACCAUGGAGCCCAAACAGCUGCCAGAUGGCACUGUCGAGCGGCCACCAGAUUUGAACGUCGGUAUCAGUAAAAUUCUUGUGGAGGAGGCAAAGGAGCUGGAUGAACCGGGCUGCAAGGUAUCCACCUACGUUGAGUUGUAUUUCAACGCCAAACUGGUUCUAACCACAGGUACCUUGAAAAACACCGAGAACCCGGUGUGGAACCAAGAGUAUGAGGCCGUUAUAACAGACCGUCGUAAGACCAGAGCUAAGCUUGUUGUUAAGAAUGGCAAAGGUGAAAUAAUCGGAAGCACCGUCCAAGGUUUGAAUGAUAUGAUUGACAGGACUGAAGUUGACAAAAAAUGGAUUCCUUUACAAAAUGGAAGAGGUCAGAUCAAACUCACCACACACUGGAAGCCAGUUGACCUCGACUUGGGCGCCAACGCAGUAGCAUACACCCCACCUUUAGGAACCUUACGUGUCUUCAUUAGCAAGGCUGAAGGCUUAAGAAAUUUGGAGAAAUUCGGAAAGAUUGAUCCAUACGCUAGAAUUUCGGUCAAUGGUGUAGCCAGGGGGCGCACUAAUGUUUGUGAAUCUACUUUGAAUCCCGUAUGGAAUCAGGGAAUUUACGUCGCUGUCACUUCUCCUAAUCAAAAGAUCACACUGGAAUGCCUAGAUGUUGAGACUGCCGGUAAUGACCGCAGUCUAGGCAAAUUCGACAUUAGUAUCUCUGAGAUGUUCCAGAAGGGCAACGACGACAAGUAUGUGGAGAACAUAGAUGAUGAGGCCCGCAUAGGACGCUUGAUUGGUAAAAAAGGUGCCAAGGGUACUGUUACCUACUAUGUCUCAUUCUAUCCUACUGUUCCAGUCUUGAGUUUGGAGGAGAUCCAAGAAGUGGAUGAUCUCUCUGAAAGAAAGCGGAAGUUGGAUGCAAAGCGGAGUGAAACCGGUGAAAAAGCUUUGAAUAAAGCAGCCGAAAAGAAACUCAAGGAAGAGGAGUUCGAAAUUAAAGAAAUGGAGGAUCUGUUCAACAAUAAGAUGAAGCUGGACCUUGAUGAAUUGCUACAAUACCAAAGUGGUGUGCUUGCCUUUUCAAUUCUAGGCGGGGAACUCCCUCAGACGGGUACUUGUAUUCAAGCCUUCUUUGACUCUAAUAGUUACGCGCGCUAUGUGACUCAAAAGUUUAAGGGACGAACCAUCAGGAAUGGUUCUACAGGCGAUGUUAUGAUCAAAGAGCUGGACUGGUCAGUGACCACUUUCAGAGCCACGACAAAGCCAGAAAAUAGUAAGGCAGAAGAGUGCCUAGCUGAGGUAACUCUUCCGACCGUGGAACUUCUCAGGAACUGUUACUACAAGCCAUCCAUUUUGAAUUUGUCCGGAAACAAGAGUAGUAAAUUGCUACUUCAGGUUUCUUGGUUUCCGGUAGCAGCCUCAAAGCUACCUCAAGCGGAUCUUAUCACCAACACAGGCGACUUGACGAUUGACAUUUUGGGUGCGAACAAUUUGAUUGCAGCUGACCGCAAUGGAAAAUCUGAUCCAUUUGUCAAGUUUUACAUCGAUAACAACGAAGACUCAUUUUUCAGGACACAUCACAAGAAGAAAACUCUUGAUCCUACCUGGAAUGAACAAUGUCAAGUGCAAAUCAACAAUCGUGUCAACAACUACCUCAAAAUCCGCAUGAUGGACUGGGACGCCGGGAAUAAGGACGAUCUGAUUGGAACUGCAAUUUUACCGUUAGCAAAUAUCGACCCGGAGAAUCCAACAGAUAUCGACGUUCCGCUCAGCGGCCCUGAUGGAGAAGAUGGCGGUGUCCUUCAUUUGAAAUUCUCUUUCAGUCCCAGACAUGUCUUGACAGCACGCAAGCAAGAGAAAAAAGUCGGCGAUUUAGCGUCCAAAGGACUUUCCUCUGGAUUGCACGCUGGAACCUCAGUCAUUGGAGGAGGACUGGGCGCAGUUGGCAAAUUGAAGAGAGGCAUUUUUGGAGGUGAGAAAAAUGAAAACGAUACCGAAGCCUAG